Messenger RNA from Otolemur garnettii (small-eared galago), 1821 nucleotides. RefSeq names its product zinc finger protein 677 (gene ZNF677). The record is from RefSeq and is a predicted model, not a curated record. Gene Ontology annotation, biological process: negative regulation of transcription by RNA polymerase II. Gene Ontology annotation, molecular function: DNA-binding transcription repressor activity, RNA polymerase II-specific. The transcript is spliced from 4 exons. Bases 85 to 1821 code for a protein of 578 amino acids. NCBI's taxonomy places the organism in Eukaryota, Metazoa, Chordata, Mammalia, Primates, Galagidae.
GAUGCCGAGGGGUGACAGGCGCGCUGGGACUAAUCUUACCUGAGAAAGAAAUCCAGAGGAAGAGCAAAGAAAGAAGAGGAGGGAAUGGCACUUUGCCAGGGACUGUUUACAUUUAAGGAUGUGGCCAUAGAAUUCUCCCAAGAGGAGUGGGAGUGCCUGGACCCUACUCAGAAGGCCCUGUACAGGGACGUGAUGUUGGAGAACUAUAGGAACCUGCUCUCCCUGGGUGAGGAUACCUUCCCUUCAGAAAUCAAUAUUUCUGAUGGAUUUACAGGCAAGGGAUUAUCACCAAAGGAAGAUAGUAAUAAAGAGGAAUUAUACAAUUUGGUUAGACUGGAAAGAAAUAAAAGCCAUGGCAUCAAGGAUUUUGACCUCAUGGACUUCUGGAAAAAUAUGCAUAAGUUUGACAGUCAAUGGGGAUAUGAUACAAGAAAUUACAAAGGAGUGCCUUUGACUUAUAGAAGAAAUCUCACUCAUAGAAAAGACCGUCAACGUAGUAAACCUUCAAUUAAUUUUUCUUUAAAGAAUGUUUCUGUAUGUGAUAGUGCAUACCAGCAUUUCAUACGUGGUAAGCCACUCAUAAGGAAUUUUUUCAAACUAAAAAAUAACAUAAGCCACACUGGAAACAAGUAUAUGAAGUGUUUUGAAAAUAGGAUCGGAUUAAGCUUAAAGGUACAUCUGGCUGAACUGCAGAGAUUUCAGAAUGAGGAGAAAACUUAUGAAUGUAGUCAAGUUGAGAAUUCUGUUGACAAUCGUUCCUUAUUUUCACCACUUCAAAUAAUUCCUUCUAGUGUCAAAAACAUUUGUAGCCAAUAUAGAAAGAUUUUUAAAUGCCCUUUGUUACCUACACAAUACAGGAGAACACACAGAGAAAAAGCAUACAAAUGUGAUGUCUGUGGAAAGGCUUUUAGCAAAAGUUCAAACCUCACCAAUCAUCAGAGAAUUCAUUCUGGACAAAGACCCUACAGAUGUAAUGAGUGUGGCAAAGCCUUUAACCAGUGUUCAAAUCUCACAAGACAUCAGAGAGUCCAUACAGGAGAGAAACCUUAUAAAUGUAAUGUAUGUGGCAAGGUUUGUAGUCAAAAUUCAAACCUUGCAAGUCAUCAGAGAAUGCAUACUGGGGAAAAGCCGUACAAAUGUAAUGAAUGUGGUAAAGCAUUUAUCCAGCGUUCACACCUUUGGGGUCAUGAGAGAAUUCAUACUGGAGAGAAACCUUACAAAUGUAGUGAAUGUGGGAAGGCCUUUGCUGAGUGUUCAAGCCUUACUCAACACAAAAGAAUCCAUACGGGAGAGAAACCUUACAUAUGUAAUGAAUGUGGCAAAGCUUUUAAGCAGUGCUCACACCUCACUAGACAUCAGAAUAUUCAUCCUGGAGAGAAACCACACAAAUGUAAUGUGUGUGGCAAGACUUUCAUCCAAAGUUCAAGCCUCAUGGAACAUCGGAGAAUUCAUACAGGAGAAAAACCUUACAAAUGUAAUAAAUGUGAUAAGGCUUUUAUCAAACGUUCACACUUAUGGGGUCAUCAGAGGACUCAUACUGGAGAAAAACCUUACAAAUGUAAUGAGUGUGGCAAGCCCUUUACUGAACGUUCAAAUCUUACUCAACAUAAGAAAAUCCAUACGGGAGAGAAACCUUACAAAUGUAGUGAGUGUGGGAAAGCUUUUACCCAAUUUGCCAACCUUACUAGACAUCAGAAAAUACAUACUGAAAAGAAACAUUGCCAACAUAAAAUACAUGGUAAUACUUUUAUCCAAAGUUCAAACUUUGAGGAUUAUCAGAAAACUCAUGGUAGAGAAAAACAUAACAAAUAUAAUGAAUGA